Molecule: messenger RNA, 1093 nt
Organism: Paramuricea clavata
Lineage: Eukaryota; Metazoa; Cnidaria; Anthozoa; Malacalcyonacea; Plexauridae
Source: the annotation of a GenBank genome assembly
AUGGACAAAUUUGAGCCGCCAUCUUGUUUAAGGUUCGAAGGCAAUCUUAGUGAAAAUUGGCAGAAGUGGCGCCAAGAACUAGAACUCUAUCUUACUGCUACUGAGAACGAUGGAAAAUCUGACAAAAUAAAGACAUCAAUACUUCUCACAUGCGUCGGAAAUCAAGGCAGAGAAAUUUAUAAUACAUGUACGUUUCAGUUCGUCGAAGGAGAGGAAAUGAAAUUCAAAGUCGUUGUACAAGUGUUUCAAGAUUACUGUAGCCCAAGAAAGAAUAUUACUUUUAUGUGCCACAAAUUCUUUACAUGUAAGCAGAGAAAUGGUCAAUCUCUUGAUGAGUUCGUUACUGAGCUAAAAAAAAGCGUAGUGCUGAGUGUGAGUUUGAAGCAAUUUGUGAAAGCCCCAUCCGUGACAUUAUAAUAUGUGGAAUUAAUGACAACCGUCUUCGUGAACGCCUUCUUAGGGAGCCAGAAUUAACACUGCUGAAAACUAUACAAAUUGGACAUGCUGCUGAGGAGACGAAGAGACAUGUAAAAGAGCUCCAGAAAGAAGUUGAUGGCAAAAAUUCAGUUGACGCUGUUCGUAGAAAGAAGUUAGCAAGAGAUGGAAAGAAAAACUCUGGCAAACAAUCAGUUGGUUACGAUAAGUCCCUAUUAAAAAUUGUAAGUUUUGCUCAUAUUCUCGGCAUAAACGGGGAAACUGUAUUGCCUAUGGAAAAAAAUGCAUGAAAUGCUCUAAGUUUAAUCAUUUUGCAAGGUACUGUCCAGUAAAAAACAAGUCUGUCAAAAACGUUAAUUGUGACUCCAGUGACUCUGAUGAUGCACCCGAUGACACAUUUUGUGUAGGAAGUGUUAAUGUGGGCACUACUGAGAGACAGACUAACCCUGUUAUAAGUGCAGAAGAAAGGAACUCAACAACUAAGACAAAUGAGUCAAAUGAAUUUACAAUUUUUACUGAUGGUUCCGAGUCUGAGUCUGAGUGGACAGUUGACAUGCACACUAAUGGUAGUAAUGUCAGAUACAAGUUAGAUACUGGUGCCCAAGUUAAUGUCUUACCAAAAUCUCAGUAUAAUAGGUUGAUACGAAAGCCAAAGUGA